GAUUAUGGAAACAGAGUGGCUAAUUUUCGAUAUCCCGUGACAGGUUCAUGACAAAAAUUAUCUUCUCUUGAGAUGAGCUGUGCGCGUUCUCCUUCAGUCUUCACGCUUCGUGCAUAAUUGAAAGUCGGCUGCAAUGGCUUUUGAGCGGAUUCAUUUGGUCUUCCUUGGUCUGGCGAUUUGUUUUCUGUCAGGCUCUGUUUCUGGCCAUGAAAAGAAACUCAAGAAAAUAACCUCUUGUCGCUGCUCAAUGGAUGAGGGAGAAAUUGAUCUUAGAAAACUAGCAGGGAAAGAAGGCAAGCCAAGAUUUUUCAAUAUUCCUUCAAAUUACACAAACUCAAGCUUUAGUUGGAACCCAUGCAACUCAUAUUCACUGAAUGGAUCUGCUUGUAAAGGUGUUGCUGCUUGUAUGGAACAAAAAGGAGUAAAUACUUCAGAGUUUUACAGCGUUGCAAAACAAGACACAGCUGAAUUUUUCCACAGAGAAGACGGGGAAAAUUUUUUGACAUACAAAGGGACAGCUUUUAAUAAGACCUCAGUGUUUUCUGUGGUUCUUAAAUGCGAUCCAAAAGAGGAAGGCAAAGUCGACCCAGUGAUUGCUGAUACCACAAAAAAUACUUACGAGACUGUUUUGUAUUCAAAAUACGCCUGCCCUUCUAGCUCAAGCUCUACUGGCUUGGGCUUGGGUGCAAUCGCUACCAUGAGUGUCAUUACUAUUCUGGGUGUUGUGAUCAUUGCCUUCCUUAUUUUUGUUGUCCAUUUACGUAACAAACUUCCCGAUGGAGUUCCAAAGCCGUCUAUGUGUACCUCGAUGAAGGUUGCACUGGGAAUGAUAUUCGCAAAGUUCUGUCCUUGUUGUAAUGGAUCAGGCUAUGCCAAAGUUCCCUAGUCACAAAUAACUUCUUCAAUUCUGUUUAACUUUUUACAGCUCGUGGAGUAUGAUGGCAGGUGUCUCAGAAAGGAUAAAAUCUGAAUGCAAGUGUAGGCUAUUGGAAUAUAGAUUUUUUUUUAGUAAACUGCUGAGAAUGACACAAAAGAUGAAACAACUGAGAGUAGACAAAAAGUUCUGCAUAACAUUAAAUUUGAUUUAAAAAAACUCGAA
Molecule: messenger RNA, 1099 nt
Organism: Pocillopora verrucosa
Lineage: Eukaryota; Metazoa; Cnidaria; Anthozoa; Scleractinia; Pocilloporidae
Source: RefSeq, a predicted model, not a curated record